This is a messenger RNA of Megalops cyprinoides (Indo-Pacific tarpon), 3030 nucleotides long. It is a transcript of the gene drp2, whose product is annotated as dystrophin related protein 2. The record is from RefSeq and is a predicted model, not a curated record. Gene Ontology annotation, molecular function: protein binding; zinc ion binding. Gene Ontology annotation, biological process: synaptic signaling. Gene Ontology annotation, cellular component: plasma membrane. Bases 199 to 2820 code for a protein of 873 amino acids. The transcript has 23 exons. NCBI's taxonomy places the organism in Eukaryota, Metazoa, Chordata, Actinopteri, Elopiformes, Megalopidae.
AGCCAGGCAUCAAGUCCCCAUCGAUGGCUCUGUGAAACAAGCGCGUUGUACCGUUUCCCAGACGGACAAGAAAAAGCUCCUGGGCGGCCCUUGCGGUCGGGAUGUCACUGCGUGCCCAGGCGUCCGACGGAGGAUCCUGAAGGGCGGGAAUCGGGCGUAGAGGGCAGAGGGCGUGGUGGGCAUAGUGCAGACAGCGAAAUGAACCUGUGCUGGAACGAAAUCAAGCGCAAGUCCCACAACAUCAGGGCACGCCUAGAGGCUCUCUCGGACAACAGCGGGAAGCUGCAGCUCUCCCUGCAGGAGAUCAUCGAAUGGCUGACGGUAAAGGAUGAAGAGCUAUCGGAGCAGCUGCCCAUAGGGGGCGAUGUGGGGGCCGUCCAGCACCAGAGGGAGUUCCAUCAGGCCUUCAUGGAGGAUGUGAAGUCUCGGGGCCCCUUCAUCUACUCAGUGCUGGAGUCAGCGCAGGCCUUCCUGUCACAGCACCCCUUCGAGGAGCCGGAGGAGACGCUCACCGACAGCAAAGAGGUGUCACCGCGGAGACGGAUCCUGAACGUGAGCCGCUCAGUGUGGAAGCAGGCCAACGUGGCAAGCGACCUGUGGGAGAAGCUAACGGCGCGCUGCGUGGACCGCCACCGGCACAUGGAGCGCACGCUGGAGAGGCUGCUGCAGGUGCAGGGGGCCAUGGGCGAGCUGGCCGUGGCGCUGGAGCAGGCCGAGGGCGUGCGGGACGCCUGGGAGCCCGUCGGGGACCUCUUCAUCGACUCGCUGCAGGACCACAUCGACGCCACAAAGCUGUUCAAGGAGGAGCUGACACAGGUGAAGGAGGGCAUGAAGCACAUCAACGACCUGGCGCACCAGCUGGCUAUCUCCGACGUCCAUCUGUCCAUGGAAAACGCCCGCUCCCUGGAGCACCUCAACAGCAGGUGGAAGCUGCUGCAGAGCUGCAUUGAGGAGAGGCUGAAACAGCUGCAGGACGCCCACAGAGACUUUGGACCCGGUUCCCAGCACUUCCUCUCCAGUUCUGUGCAGAUUCCAUGGGAACGUGCCAUAUCCCCCAAUAAAGUGCCAUAUUACAUCAACCAUCAGGCCCAGACAACCUGCUGGGACCACCCAAAGAUGACAGAGCUGUACCAGGCUCUGGCUGACCUGAACAACAUCAAGUUUUCUGCAUACCGGACGGCCAUGAAGCUGCGGCGAGUUCAGAAGGCCUUGCGAUUGGACGUCCUGACGCUGGCCAGCGUGGGGGACGUGUUCCGGGAAGAGGAGCUGCAGCAUGGGGAGCACAUCAUGGACGUGGUGGAGGUGAUCCACGCGCUGACCAGCCUGUACGAGCGGCUGGAGGAGGAGCGCGGUGUGCUGGUCAACAUCCCGCUCUGCGUGGACAUGUGUCUCAACUGGCUGCUCAACGUCUACGACAGCGGCCGGAACGGGAAGAUGCGUGUCCUCUCCUUCAAGACAGGCCUGGUGUGCUUGUGCAAUGCUGACGUGCAGGAGAAGUAUCGAUAUUUGUUCCGGCAGGUGUCGGGGCCGGGCGGGCUGACGGACCAGCGUCACCUGAGCCUCUUGCUGCACGAGGCCAUCCAGAUCCCCCGCCAGCUGGGCGAGGUGGCCGCCUUUGGGGGCAGCAAUGUGGAGCCCAGCGUGAGGAGUUGCUUCCGCAUGGCGCCAGGGAAGCCAGCCAUUGAGGUGUCUCACUUCCUGGAGUGGAUGAGCCUAGAGCCGCAGUCAGUGGUGUGGUUGCCAGUCCUGCACCGUGUGGCCGCGGCUGAGUCCGCCAAGCACCAGGCCAAGUGCUCUGUCUGCAAGCAGUGCCCCAUUAAGGGCUUCAGGUAUCGAAGCUUAAAGCAGUUCAACGUGGACAUCUGCCAGACCUGCUUCCUGACAGGCCGCACCACCAAGGGCAAAAAGCUGCACUACCCCAUCAUGGAGUACUACACCCCGACGACCUCUGGGGAGAAGAUGCGGGACUUUGCCAAGACGCUGAAGAACAAGUUUAGGUCCAAGCAGUACUUCAGCAAACACCCACAGAGAGGCUACCUGCCUGUGCAGUCUGUCCUGGAGGCUGAAAGUGUGGAGACGCCCUGCUCCUCUCCCAAGCUGCCCCACGCCGACACCCACUCCCGGAUCGAGCACUUCGCCAGCAGACUGGCAGAAAUGGAAAACCAGAACUGCUCCUUCUUUACUGACAGCCUCUCGCCAGACGAAAGCCUGGAUGAAGAUCAGUACCUCCUGCGUCACUCCAGCCCCGCCCUGGAGCAGGACUCCCUGACCAGCCAGCACAUCCUGGGCAACAUUAACUGUGAAGACAAGGAUGAGCUUCAGCGGACACUGGCCCGACUGGAGAAUGAGAACAGAGUGCUGCAGGGGGAGUACCGCCGCCUCAAGUGGAAGCACGAGGAAGCAGCCGACUCCUCUCACCUGACGGACGGGGGGCCCGGGUCGCCGGUGGGUCACCAGGACGAUGAGCUGCUGGCGGAGGCCCGUGUCUUGAGGCAGCACAAAACUCGGCUGGAGACUCGCAUGCAGAUCCUGGAGGACCACAACAAGCAGCUGGAGUCCCAGCUCUGUCGGCUCAGAGAGCUGCUGCUGCAGCCCAAAGACGAUUCGGAAGCCAAUGGGUCGGAGCCCUCCUCUUUGUCCUCCCCUGUGUCAGGGGGUGGCCACCAGGGGGAGAAACGGAGCAGAGAGACCCCUGACACAGAGGUUGCAGGGGACGACAUCGAUCAGGAACAACAGGACACGGUGCUACAGCUGCAGGAGGUGAUUGAGCAGCUAAGGAACGUCUUCCCCUCAGAACCUGGUGCCCAAUCAGUCAUCUAACACUGGAGCGGAGACUGAAGUGUGCAGCACCGCCCUCUUAGGCUGGGUUCCAGUGGACUGUCUUUACCCAGAGUGCACCAGGGGUCUGUCCUUGCAGCUCACGCGUAGCCAUGCCUGAUGAGCGUCAGACUGGAAAGCAUCCUUGGAUCUCUUUGCACUAGCCUCCAGGCAGCCCCGCCAAAGCCUCGCACUCGCUCAGACACUGUGUCG